AGUAAAGAUCAUCAGUAGAGUUUGCCUUUUUCCACAGCUCACAGGUGAAUAAACGAUGAAGCUUCUACUCCUACUAACCAGCGUGCUUUGCCUUGCGCUGAUCGUAUCCGCACGGCCGUCCGACGAGACUACGGAGCAAGAGUCAUCGACCGAGCUAAGCGAAGACACUUCGGAUAGCUACCACCAGGAAGAGGAUACAUCAGAAGCCGGUGCUGAUGCUGGUACAGAGGGCAGCGAUUCAGAAGAUGACUCCAGCGAAUUAGAAUCUUCUUCGGAAGAAGGACAUGAGGAUGGUAGCGAAGACGCUACUGGCGAGGAAGGUGGGGCAGGCGAGGAAGGUGAGGCCGGUGAGGAAGGUGAGGCAGGUGAGGAAGGAGAGGCCGGCGAAGAAGGUGAAGCAGGUGAAGAAGGUGGAGCAGGUGAAGAAGGUGGUGCAGGUGAAGAAGGCGGUGCAGAAGGUGGCGAAGAAUCCCCCGUUAAUACCUACCAUCAGGUGCACAACUUGCUGAAGAACAUCAUGAACGUUGGCACGAAGAACAAUUACUUGAAGUCGUUCAUUUUGGCCCGCCUGCAGGAACGUCUCAUGAACCCCACGAUCGACCUGGUCGGCAGUAUCUCCAAAUAUUCCAAGAUUAAGGAAUGCUUCGACUCGCUGGCCGACGAUGUGAAAUCUCUGGUGGAGAAGUCCGAAACAUCGUACGAAGAGUGCAGCAAGGACAAGAAUAACCCUCACUGCGGCAGUGAAGGUACACGCGAGCUUGACGAGGGACUCAUCGAACGGGAACAGAAGCUAUCGGAUUGCAUCGUCGAAAAGCGUGAUUCAGAGUAGACGCUGAUCGUGAUGCGGAAAUAAAGUUGCAAGCAAUGCAUAAAUGCA
This is a messenger RNA of Anopheles stephensi (Asian malaria mosquito), 877 nucleotides long. Its product is annotated as complement C1q tumor necrosis factor-related protein 7-like. The coding region runs from base 56 to 829 and encodes 257 amino acids. NCBI's taxonomy places the organism in Eukaryota, Metazoa, Arthropoda, Insecta, Diptera, Culicidae. The transcript is spliced from 4 exons. The record is from RefSeq and is a predicted model, not a curated record.